This is a messenger RNA of Tachysurus vachellii, 2255 nucleotides long. It is a transcript of the gene cpxm1b, whose product is annotated as carboxypeptidase X (M14 family), member 1b. Gene Ontology annotation, molecular function: metallocarboxypeptidase activity; zinc ion binding. Bases 77 to 2068 code for a protein of 663 amino acids. NCBI's taxonomy places the organism in Eukaryota, Metazoa, Chordata, Actinopteri, Siluriformes, Bagridae. Gene Ontology annotation, biological process: proteolysis. The transcript has 13 exons. The record is from RefSeq and is a predicted model, not a curated record.
GAGGAGCAAGGUGAGAAAAGUCACUCCUGCUCCUACAAAACCUUCUGCUAGGAUCUUCUCCACAAGCACAAAGCCCAUGGUGGCCCACUUCACCACUGAAGAUCUGGAAGAGAAGAUCGAGCCAAACCUGGAGAAAUGGCUGUGGGGGAAAGGAGAAAGGGAUGAGCCAAGUGAGUCAGAAUGCCCUCCACUGGGUUUGGAGAGUCUAAGAGUGAUAGAUGCCCAGCUACAGGCCUCGUCAUAUAAACGCAGAGGUCUUGGACCCCAUCGUGGACGACUGAACAUCCAGUCUGGUAUUGAGGACGGGGACAAUUACGAUGGAGCUUGGUGUGCAUUGCACGAAGACAAGAAACAGUGGUUUCAGGUGGAUGCUUUGAGAGCCACUCGCUUUACGGGGGUCAUCGUCCAGGGCCGCAAUUCCAUUUGGAGCUGGAAUUGGGUGGAAAGCUUCAAGGUGCAGUUCAGUAACGACUCUCUCAGCUGGACGCCCUGCAUGAAUGGGACACAACAAGCGGUGUUUGAGGGGAAUCGAGACACCGACACUCCAGUGCUGGCCGUCUUUCCUGACCCUGUGGUCGCGCGGUUCAUUCGGAUCAACCCGCAAACCUGGUUUAAAAAUGGAACCAUCUGCUUACGUGCAGAAGUUCUUGGCUGUGCGCUACGGGACCCAAAUAACAUUUUUCAAGAGCUAGUGGAAGAGGAAACACGGGACAAACUGGACUUCAGACAUCACAAUUACAAGGAAAUGAGGAAGCUGAUGAGGUCCGUGAACGAGGCUUGUCCGGACAUCACGCGCAUCUACAGCAUCGGAAGGAGCCACAUGGGCCUGAAGCUGUAUGUGAUGGAGAUCUCGGAUAACCCUGGCAAGCACGAGCUGGGUGAGCCGGAGUUCCGUUACGUGGCAGGGAUGCACGGGAACGAGGUUCUGGGCCGAGAGCUGCUGUUGAACCUGAUGCAGUACAUCUGUCAGGAAUACAAACAGGGCAACCAGCGUGUAGUCCAUCUGGUUAAAGAGACUCGCAUCCAUCUGCUGCCCUCUAUGAACCCUGACGGCUACGAGAUGGCCUACAAGAAGGGAUCCGAGCUAGCCGGCUGGGCUCUGGGGCGUUUCAGUUACAAAGGCUACGACAUGAACAACAACUUCGCCAAUCUGAACUCCGUGAUGUGGGACGCCAUGGAGCUGGAGACGGACAAGUCCAAACUCAUUAACCAUUACAUCCCCAUUCCCAAACAGUACACAUCAAAGGACGCUUUGGUUGCCCCGGAGACGCGUGCUGUGAUCAGCUGGAUGCAGUCCAUUCCCUUCGUACUGAGCGCCAACCUGCACGGCGGUGAGCUGGUGGUCACGUACCCAUUCGACAUGGCGCGUGACUGGGCUGCUCGCGAACACACCCCCACCCCGGACGACAGCUUCUUCCGCUGGCUCGCCACCGUCUACGCCAGCACCAACCACGCCAUGUCCAAUCCACACCGACGGCCAUGCCACAACAAGGACUUCACUCGGCAAAACAACAUCGUCAACGGCGCUAACUGGCACACGGUGCCAGGCAGCAUGAACGACUUUAGCUACCUGCACACCAACUGUUUCGAGGUGACUGUGGAGCUGUCAUGUGAUAAAUUCCCUCAUACCAACGAGCUGCCUAUCGAGUGGCGGAACAACAGAGAGUCGCUGCUGGUCUACAUGGAGCAGGUCCAUCGAGGCAUUAAAGGAGUCAUAAAGGACAAAGACACCAAGGCUGGAAUUGCAGACGCCAUCGUUAAAGUGGACAACAUUGACCAUCACAUCCGAUCCGCAUCCGAAGGGGAUUACUGGCGUCUCCUGAACCCCGGGGACUAUGAGGUGACAGUGAUGGCAGAUGGAUACGUGCCGGUCACACGCUCCUGCAGGGUGGAAUACGAAUACUACCCGACCAUCUGCGACUUCAGAUUGUCCAGAAUCGUCAAACCAAGGCUGCGUGAGAUCCUCGUCAAGAAGAGGAAGAUCCCCAAAGAGCUCCAGCUCCGACUGCGUCAGCUGCGUCUGCGCAAACGGGAGAGAAACGCAAAACAGCAUGUUAGUGAUAUUUGACCUAUGUCUGGAAGUCAAGUUAUUAAAAUAACAAAAAUGAAAGAUGAAGCCCUUAUAUUCACAACUGUGCGUUAUUUCACGUAAGAAUGAUUUAUUCUAUUUCCAAAGGAAAUUUUUGUAGCUUUAUUGCAUUGUUUAAUGAUAAUUUCAUGUAAAAUUUAACAUGAACAGAUAAAUGUCACUUAUA